CGUGUACUUAUGCGAUAGCUCCCGUAUGUCCAAACGUCACGGACAUGGCUAAGAAGUCUUUCGAUGUUUUGUUCAAGCUCCUGUUGAUUGGUGACAGUGGGGUUGGCAAAACUUGUGUACUGUUUCGAUUUUCUGAUGACGCCUUUAACACGACGUUUAUUUCGACAAUCGGCAUUGACUUCAAGAUAAAGACAGUGGAAUUACAAGGGAAGAAGAUUAAGUUGCAGAUAUGGGAUACCGCAGGGCAGGAGAGGUUCCACACUAUCACUACGUCUUACUACAGAGGAGCUAUGGGUAUCAUGCUGGUGUAUGAUAUCACCUCAGAGAAGUCUUUUGACAACAUUUCCAAGUGGCUUCGAAAUAUUGAGGAGCAUGCAUCAGCUGGAGUUGAGAGAAUGUUAUUGGGCAAUAAGUGUGACAUGGCUGACAAACGGAAAGUGAGCAAAGAUCAAGGGGAACGAAUUGCAAGAGAACAUUCUAUUCCAUUUCUGGAGACAAGUGCAAAGAAUAACAUUAACAUUGAGGAAGCUUUUAUGAUGUUAACAGAAAAUAUUCUUAAGAAGGUAUGUUUAAUUGUAAUGUUAGAUUCUUUGACAUUGAAAGCGAUGUACGUGGAUCGUCUUCUAACAGUUUAUGAGGCAGUCGUCCCUAUGCAGGAAGACUUUCACGAAUGCCUGAGAUCACUGGUCCUUGCUAUUUUGGUUGCACACUACGCUGCACACUACUCCAGAAAUCCAGUGAAGGCUGAUAACAAACCAGAAACAGUACGAGUUACACAACGUGAUCAACCGAAGUCUGGAGGGGGAUGCUGCAAAUGA
Corticium candelabrum is the source of this 818-nucleotide messenger RNA. Its product is annotated as ras-related protein Rab-10-like. Lineage: Eukaryota; Metazoa; Porifera; Homoscleromorpha; Homosclerophorida; Plakinidae. The record is from RefSeq and is a predicted model, not a curated record. Gene Ontology annotation, molecular function: GTP binding; GTPase activity. The coding region runs from base 45 to 818 and encodes 257 amino acids. The transcript has 9 exons.